Pseudophryne corroboree (corroboree frog) is the source of this 1926-nucleotide messenger RNA. It is a transcript of the gene TWF2, whose product is annotated as twinfilin actin binding protein 2. Bases 85 to 1134 code for a protein of 349 amino acids. The transcript is spliced from 9 exons. Gene Ontology annotation, molecular function: actin monomer binding; actin filament binding. The record is from RefSeq and is a predicted model, not a curated record. Gene Ontology annotation, biological process: barbed-end actin filament capping; positive regulation of neuron projection development; regulation of lamellipodium assembly. Lineage: Eukaryota; Metazoa; Chordata; Amphibia; Anura; Myobatrachidae. Gene Ontology annotation, cellular component: actin filament; cytoplasm; myofibril.
GCCCGCGCUGGCCCCGCCCCCCGAGUCCCCGGCCACGCCCCCCAGCGCAGAGUGAGCCGCUCCCUGAUCCCGGGCUGUCCUGACAUGGCGCACCAGACCGGCAUCCACGCUACACCGGAACUGAAGGAUUUCUUCGCCAAGGCACGUAAUGGAUCUAUCCGGCUCAUAAAGGUGGUUAUCGAAGACGAGCAGCUGGUGUUUGGAGCUCACAAGGAGCUGAGGCUGAACUGGGACCAAGACUACGACGCCCUCGUCCUCCCUCUCCUGGACGAGACGCAGCCCUGCUACAUCCUGUACCGCCUGGAUAGCCAGAACGCUCAGGGAUACGAAUGGCUCUUCCUGUCAUGGUCACCUGACCACUCUCCGGUGCGGCUGAAGAUGCUGUACGCUGCAACCCGGGCCACCGUCAAGAAGGAGUUUGGAGGUGGACACAUUAAAGAUGAAUUGUUCGGGACACUAAAGGAAGACAUCGCUCUCAGUGGGUACCAGAAGCACGUUUCAUUCUGCGCUGCUCCGGCGCCCCUUACUGCUGCCGAGAGGGAACUGCAGCAAAUCAAAAUAAAUGAGGUAAAGACGGAGAUCAGUGUGGAGAGCAAACAGCAGACUCUGCAGGGACUGUUCUUCCCUCUAAGACCAGAGGCAGAGGAGGCCAUUCAGCUCUUGAAGCAGAAGAGAAUCAACUACAUUCAGCUGAAACUGGAUCUAGAAAAGGAGACCAUUGACCUAGUACAUACAAAGCACACCGAUAUCCAAGACCUGCCGUCGAGGGUCCCUAAGGACACCGCCCGCUAUCAUUUCUUCCUCUACAAACACUCCCACGAGGGGGACUACCUGGAGUCUGUAGUCUUCAUUUACUCCAUGCCGGGCUACAAGUGUGGUAUCAAGGAGCGCAUGCUGUACUCCAGCUGCAAGAACCGGCUGCUGGAAUCCGUGGAGCAGGACUUCCAGCUGGACGUUGCUAAGAAGGUUGAAAUUGAAGACGGGUCUGAGCUGACGUCAGAGUUUCUGUACGACGAAGUCCACCCCAAACAACACGCCUUCAAACAGGCUUUUGCCAAACCCAAAGGUCCCGCAGGGAAACGCGGACAGAAGCGCCUGAUAAAGGGGCCGGGGGAGAAUGGGGAGGACAGUUAGACAGGCGACUGAUGUCCAAGUCUGGGCCUUCCAUAUGCUGCCAGGAUGGACCUGUGUAAUGGUUUUUAAGUUGAAACGGGUGGGUGUCUGCGCCCCCUCCUCUUCCUCUGUAGCUGUGGCUUCUUACAUGGACACGGUCCGGGAGAAAUCUUCCCUUUUAUCUCUUACGUUUUGCUUUUGUCUAAGCCAGAAUGAUGCCAGACCUGGUGCCAAUCUCCCCCGCAACCUCUCCGUCACCCACAUUGUGCGUGUUCCAGGUCGUGUCGCUCACGGCUUCCUGACACAUGCCACUGGCGUGACCUCAGCCGCUUUCAUCCGUCUGCAUACAAUGGACAGGAGUGGUGCAAUUAGGAGGAUUUAAUGACUUUUAUACUCUUUCUGUAGUGCUGGUAUUAGCCGCCUGUAUAAUUAUGUUACUGUUUAGCUUUGGAAUUGGGCAACAGGCAUCUAGGGUUACAUGUCAUGAAAUCGGCUUAAGGCUUCGCCAGAAAAGUUUCUCUCGUCUGGAGGCGUCGGCGGCUGCGCUUCCGAGAUGCUGGAAAAGGUGGUUUCCCUUCCCAUUGCUGUGGUCAUACUACACCGGUGAGACCUGGGCCCAAAGGGAUAGAAUCCUUUCCUGGUCCUGCUUACUGCCAAGUCACUUCAUCCCGGCCUGUUACAUUUACUCCCCGGAGGUGGCAUACAUUCCAGACAAAGCAUCAGCCAAGACCCCAGUCUACCUUGGAAAUCAGAUUAUUUCACCCUAAGCUCUGUAUUUUCUAUACAAAAUUAAUAAAAGUACUUUGUUUUUAA